Drosophila serrata is the source of this 1309-nucleotide messenger RNA. It is a transcript of the gene U2af38, whose product is annotated as U2 small nuclear riboprotein auxiliary factor 38. Gene Ontology annotation, molecular function: RNA binding; metal ion binding. Gene Ontology annotation, biological process: mRNA splicing, via spliceosome. NCBI's taxonomy places the organism in Eukaryota, Metazoa, Arthropoda, Insecta, Diptera, Drosophilidae. Gene Ontology annotation, cellular component: U2AF complex. The record is from RefSeq and is a predicted model, not a curated record.
CCAACCCCUUUUUGUGCUGGCAACGCUCUACAAAAUAAAACCAGACCAGACGCUGCUUUUUACGGCAAAACCGAAAAUAAAUUACAGCUUGGCGAAAAAUACACAGAGUUAGCGGGCGAUUCUAGUACGUACGCGUUGGAGAGGCAAACGCGCAACUAGGAUUUACAUUUCGGCUGUAGCAUCCGUACAAUAGAGCCGUCACCAGCAUGGCCGAGUACUUGGCAUCCAUUUUUGGCACAGAAAAGGACAAAGUCAACUGCUCGUUCUACUUCAAGAUUGGCGCAUGCCGACACGGCGAUCGCUGCUCACGCAUCCACAACAAACCCACUUUUUCGCAGACGGUUCUACUCCAAAAUCUGUACGUGAAUCCGCAGAACUCGGCCAAGUCAGCCGAUGGCUCGCAUCUCGUGGCCAAUGUCUCCGACGAGGAGAUGCAGGAGCACUACGACAACUUCUUCGAGGACGUUUUCGUUGAGUGCGAGGACAAGUACGGCGAGAUCGAGGAGAUGAACGUUUGCGACAAUCUGGGAGACCACCUCGUGGGCAACGUGUACAUCAAGUUCCGAAACGAGGCUGAUGCGGAGAAGGCUGCGAAUGAUUUAAACAACCGCUGGUUCGGCGGUCGUCCCGUCUACUCGGAACUUUCACCGGUCACCGAUUUCCGCGAGGCCUGCUGUCGUCAGUACGAGAUGGGGGAAUGCACUCGGUCCGGCUUCUGCAAUUUCAUGCACUUGAAGCCAAUUUCGCGGGAACUUCGCAGGUAUCUCUACUCCCGCCGUCGUCGUGCCCGCUCACGCUCCCGCUCGCCCGGCAGCCGCCGACGCGGCUCUCGCAGCCGAUCUGGCUCCAGGGGCAGGCGGGAUCGGGGCGGCGGCCGAGGCGAUGGCGUCGGCGGUGGCAACUACUUGAACAACGAACGAGAUCGUGGCAAUGAUCGUGACCGUCGCAAAGGCGGUGGCGGAGGUGGUGGCGGCGGUGGUGGACGUUAUUAAAUCUCCAAAUACAGUUUUUCCAAUUCGGUGGAAAUUAUAAGAGAGAGAAACGGACAAGUGACGUCGUCAAGUAUAUUGUAGUUUAUUCUCGACGGUUUUUUUACAAUACCUUUGUUUUAUCAAGUUGGAUGGAGAGUGGAGAGCAUAACCGACGACUAGGAGUAGGCAAGAUUAUGAUGAUGGGGUGUGUGUGUGUGUUCCACCGCCACCCAUGUACAAACCCCCGCGAAAUAACGUUUACCGAGCGCCCAUUAGAAUUGUAAUUAUACAGAUACAGAUUAAUUAUACAUUCGUAAAUAAUAAAAUUGAGUAAUAAA